Molecule: messenger RNA, 4447 nt
Organism: Mesoplodon densirostris (Blainville's beaked whale)
Lineage: Eukaryota; Metazoa; Chordata; Mammalia; Artiodactyla; Ziphiidae
Gene: NUBPL
Product: NUBP iron-sulfur cluster assembly factor, mitochondrial
Exons: 11
Coding region: 270-1073 (267 amino acids)
Biological process (GO): iron-sulfur cluster assembly; mitochondrial respiratory chain complex I assembly
Cellular component (GO): mitochondrion
Molecular function (GO): ATP binding; ATP-dependent FeS chaperone activity; 4 iron, 4 sulfur cluster binding
Source: RefSeq, a predicted model, not a curated record
GGCAUGCUGAGGGCAGUGGCAAACAUCCAGACUCCUAAGAUGAUGCUGGAAACCCAGCGUGGGGUUCGGUGCAGCUGUGACCACACUGGGUGAAGAGUGAGAAGAUAACGAUCAAUGCUGAUGGCUGAGAGGAAGAAAACAGAGGCAAACAUCCCUGCAGACAAAAUGCUAUUGAAGACCUUGCAUGUGGCCAUUCCAAAGCUCCAGUGAUUUUCCUGAAGUUCUCUGGUGCUGAGAGUGAGACCCUAAAACAAAGAAGAACACAAAUCAUGUCUCGAGGACUUCCAAAGCAGAAACCAAUAGACGGUGUUAAACAAGUUAUAGUUGUGGCUUCUGGAAAGGGUGGAGUUGGAAAGUCUACUACAGCAGUGAACCUUGCACUUGCUUUAUCAGCGAAUGAUUCGUCAAAGGCUGUUGGUUUGCUAGAUGUGGAUGUGUAUGGCCCUUCUAUUCCGAAGAUGAUGAAUCUGAAAGGAGAUCCAGAAUUAUCACAAAGUAACUUAAUGCGGCCUCUUUUGAAUUAUGGUAUUGCUUGUAUGUCCAUGGGCUUCCUGAUUGAAGAGACUGCACCCAUUGUUUGGAGAGGCCUUAUGGUAAUGUCAGCCAUUGAGAAACUGUUGAGGCAGGUAGAUUGGGGUCAACUGGACUAUUUAGUUGUUGACAUGCCACCAGGAACUGGAGAUGUGCAGUUAUCAGUCUCACAGAAUAUUCCUAUUUCAGGAGCUGUGAUUAUCUCCACACCCCAGGACAUUGCAUUGAUGGACGCACGUAAGGGAGCUGAGAUGUUUCGAAAAGUCCACGUACCUGUUCUGGGCCUUGUCCAAAAUAUGAGUGUUUUCCAGUGUCCAAAAUGUAAACACAAAACUCAUAUUUUUGGUGCUGAUGGUGCAAGGAGACUAGCACGGACCCUUGAUCUUGAUAUUCUAGGAGACAUUCCCUUACACCUUAAUAUACGGGAAGCUUCAGAUACAGGCCAGCCGAUUGUGUUUUCACAGCCUGAAAGUGAUGAGGCCAAAGCCUACCUGAGGAUUGCUACCGAAGUGGUAAGAAGAUUGCCACUACCUCCAGAGUGAUUCCCCAAGUGUCUUGGAAAUGCGCCUGGUGCUUGACAGUAAGACCUUUGGAAAUCAGCAGUGUGGUGGUGAAAUCUACAGAAAUAAUAGCAAUCAUAGUUGUUUUCUUGUAUUUCUAAAGAAAUAAUUUCUUAUCUUCAAAUUUGAUUUGCUAAACAAUGACUUAACAAAGUUUUUACAUACUGAUGCUUACUGCUACACUUAGGAAUUGUUUUGCAAGCUGUUGUAUACCAGCGUCACAGAACUGCAUUUUAUUUUAUUGAACUACCCCUUAAGGAAUCACAAGUUUAUAUUACAAACCCAGCCUUCAGUUCAGGAGAGAACUGUGCUCUUUUUGCAGGACUACAGAGUUAAAGAAUUUACUGAAUGUGAGUAUGGAUGUUAAGUGUGACAUCUCUCCAUCAGGCAGUUUGGUCUGGGUUUGAAUCCUGCCUCUACUACUAUCUUGGACACAUUCUUGUUCCAGAUAAACCUCUACUUCUUCAUCUGGACUAGACUUUCCCCUAGACUUAAUAAAUCUCAAUCUCCGGGGUGGAGUCUGGACAUGUGUGUUUUUAACAAGAUCAUAAUGAUUCUGAUUAUGAUGGCAAUACUAAUAAUAAUAACUAACAUUUAUCAAGUGUUUUCUCGUGUCCUUAUAGUUAAUCUUUCAUUCAUAUGAGUGGGGUACUGUUGUUAUUUCCGCUUUACAGAUGGGGAAACUGAGAUAUGGGAAAGUUAACUGUCUUCCUGAAGGUUACUGUCUAGCAAAUGGAGGUUUGAACUUGGGCAGUUGGAUACUGGAUCCUUCCUUUUGUACACCAAAGGGCAUUUGUUUAUCUCAAAAGAGGAAUAGGAUUAUAGUAUUCAGAAUUUCCUCAAACUUAUUUGACCAUGAACUCUCCCAACCUCCCCUUUAGGAGCAUUUCUUGGAGUUCAUAUUUUAAAGAAUACACCUUGAAAAGCAUCUUGUCUGGUUGAGGCUGUGAGAGAGAGAGAGAGAGAGAGAGAGAGUCAGUCAAGGGCUUCCCAAGGUUAUAAAGCUGCAAGUACUGAUAAGAGUCAUUAGUUAAUCCUCACCUACAAGGAGGUGACCUGUGACCUUUGGCAAAUGCCUGAGUUCCUUUGCUCUGUAGUUAAGCAGCCAGAAAAUUAGGUAAAGAGUUACAUGUCAUUAUAAACAUGUUUUUGCACACUUAUGCUCACAUAAAAAACUGUGCAUGGAUGUUUAUAGCAGCUUUAUUUGUAAUAGCCAAAACAACCCAGAGUUUUCCAAUGGGUGAAUGGUUAGAAAAACUGUAGUAUAUCCAUACCAUGGAAUACUACUCAGCGAUUAAAAAAAAGAACAAACUAUGGAUACAUGCAACAACCUGGAUAAAUUCCAGAUAAUUAGGCUGAAUGAAAAAGCUAAUCCGAAAAGGUUUUGUACCAUGUGAUUCAAGUUAUAAAACAUUCUUGAAAUGACAAAAUUAUAGAAAUGGAGAACAGAUUAGUGGUUUCCAGGGGUUAAGGAGGGGAUUGGUGAUGGGGGAGGGAACUGUGUUUGUGGCUAUACAAAGACAUCAGAAAUCCUUGUGAGUAUGGAAAUGCUCUGUAUCAUGACCGUAUGGAUGUCAGUAUCUUGGUUGUGAAAUUGUGCAACAGCUUUGCAAGAUGUUACCAUUGGAGGAAAUUGGGUAAAGGGCACAAUGGAAUCUCUCUCUAUCAUUUCUUACAGCUGCAUGUGAAGCUACAAUUAUCUCAGAAUAAAAAUAAGAGUAUAAUUUUAAAAAGCAAACUUGCACUGCUGUGUCUGAACUGAAAUCUCCUGGACCAAAUUAUCCAUGCUAAUUAAAAUCAUGAAUAAAAGUAUUUGUGGAUACACAGUAAUCAUCAUUCAUCACUCUGAAAAGGAAGUAACUUUAAGUUGUAGAUAUGUAUUUGUAUUUUAUUGUCUUUUUGGAAGAAGGCCAAUGUAGAUAAUCAUUGAGUAUUUCUAAAUAUGAAAAAGCAAGUAACUGAACCAAGCUUAACUUUACCUGGAAAAAGAAUAAUUUAAAUAAGCUCCAGAGGUGCUUAAAGUUGUGUACCAGAAUUUAAUACAUCUCAUGGAGAAACGGGAAAGAUAGACUUCACUCAUAAAUAUACAACUUAGAGAAGUUUCACAUAUAUAAUCACCUGCUCCCUUCUCCCUCACUUACUAGUCUCUGCAGAUGCUUUCAGGAAAGCCACUGAAAAAAAAUGUGGUUGGGGUUUAUACCCAGGUUUAAAAGUGGAGGAGGGGAAAGUAGGUUUAAGAGCAAGAAUGAAGCUUAUUCUAAAAUUUUUGCUCCUGGUAGCCUUUGCUAAGCUUCAGAGAGCUGACUUCAAAUAGACUAUCAAGCAUAGCUAGUCUGCCUGUUGCUAGGGGUAAUAUUUAUUCCUCAUUCUUCACAUUUCCACGGAGUAUAGAGAAUUUCCAUUCCCCUGUCCAGGAGGGAAAGGCAAGCUCCCCCACUCACUCCAUCCUGGGGAAAGAGGAGUGACUCAUGGGCAAAUUUCUUUAUAUCUGUGUUUCUUUGAUUUCAGCCAAAUCCUGAGCUUUCUGAGGUAGGCUACAGGAAAGCCUGAAGCUGUCCACCUCUGCCUUGGACUUGGGUGAGCAAGUCCAUCUAAUUUAGAGGUAGGGUAUUUGGUAGCCCAUUGUGGUCACAUACCCUGUAAUCCAGCUUUUUGUCAGUAAUAAAGCUAAUUUGUUUUUUGAACCAUUAUCUGGAUUCUAUGUCUCUCAGGUCCAAACAGGGGAAGAAUCCCCCCAACCAGACUCCAAUGAAACACAGAAUACCUUUCUAGAAUCCUAUAAAGUUAGAACUGAAGAAUAUAUUUCAGAUAAGUCCACCACUCUAUUUGAAGCACCUCUAGUAAAAAAUAAGUUCAUUAAUGGCCAGAAGUUUUUUUGGGGGGGAGGAGGGAGAGUGAAGGAAGGUUAUCAUGAUGUAUACUACAUAUGCAGUAAAGCACAGAAGACAUAAAUAUACAGGUCAAUUAAUUAUCUACAAAGUGAACACCCAUGUAACUACCAACUAGGUUAGGGAGUAGACCACAACAAGCAUCCCCAAAGCCCCAGUGUUUUCCUUCACAAUCACUAUCCUCUUCUUCCCUUACAAAGUUAACAACAAACUGAUGUUUUAGCACCUUAGUCUGUACCCUUAAACAUUAUAGUUUUGCCUAUUUUUUUGAAAUUUAUAUUAAAUGGAACCAUACAGUAUUUUGCUCUAUAUUAACUGUUUUUAUUUUGCUCUAUACUGACUGCUUUUGUUCUGUAUUAUAUUUCUGAGAUGCAUGUCUAUUGUUGCAUAUAGCUGUGAUUUAUUCAUAUCCUUUGCUGUAGAGAAUCCCAUUGUUUGAAUAAACAACUUACCAUUCCACUGUCUAAA